Coccidioides immitis RS is the source of this 972-nucleotide messenger RNA. RefSeq lists its product as uncharacterized. NCBI's taxonomy places the organism in Eukaryota, Fungi, Ascomycota, Eurotiomycetes, Onygenales, Onygenaceae. The transcript has 2 exons. The coding region runs from base 1 to 972 and encodes 323 amino acids. The record is from RefSeq and is a predicted model, not a curated record.
AUGUAUCAGGCUAUGUGUCCCUACUUUAUUGGCAACACGCUCCGCUUGCACGCCGGAGAUGAGAAACCGAUAACAGCCACUAUUCUUGAAGUUUUCACACCAUUCACGCUCUCUUGCGUGUUGGUUGUGCAGGCGAUACCCGCGGUCAUUAGAUUAAGCCCCACUUCUUUGCGAAUAAAAAGGCCGAUGGUGUUGAAGCUUUACGAUAGGCGGUUUGCAUGUGGUUUCCGCGAAGGGGAGAAAUUCCUGCGCUGGUCUCCUCAAAUCGAGACCGUGUACCAACAAUAUAUCGUGCGCGGGCGUAGACAAGGUUGGAGUAACAGACGACGAGAUGGCAUCGAGCCCUCUGAAGACGAGAAGAGGGCCUUUAGGAUUUCUCUGGAUGAGGAAUACCUCGAUGAUUUGGCAAAAGAGAUCCACGACACUGAAACAAAGGCGUAUCGACGACUGGAAGGCCUGCAGGGGAAGAUAAUACCGAGGCUUUUUGCGAAUGUCAGGAUGAGGGCAGACUUUUCGCCGAAUACCAGCCUCCCGACGAAGGAUAAUAAGAGUUGCGACGAGCCGGUCAUUCCUGGGCUUCUGUUACAACAUAUCCCGGGCUUCCAGCUGCGUCAACUGUCUUUAAAAGCCCCGAGGAAGAUGUGGCAGAGUAUAUGCGACGAGGCCCUUCGCAUCGUGAACGACGUUGGCGAUUGUGGCAUCAUUAACGAGGAUGUGAAGCCGAGGAACUUCGUCGUACGGGAUGACCGCCCGCAGGGUAACUUCACGGUUUAUAUGAUUGACUUUGGAGUGUGCGCGUUCCGUGAGCAGGUCGAGGACGAAGAAUCGUGGAGGAUGCUGCAAGCUCACGGCGACGAAGAAGGAGCGAUAGGGUACGCCAUGCAAGGGAAGUUGAAUGGGGGCUUCGUAUAUAAGCGAUCCGAGAAGUACUUGAAAUUGGACGACGAAUUCAAAAGCGUCAAAGCACGAUAG